CAAGGCACCUUUAAAUAACCCACACCCGGAGUGGUUUCAUCUGCAGGCAAGAGAAAGUGGAAACAGCCCCCAAAGGUCUCCCGUCUCAAAUAAACACUGUAGGCAACUUUGCCUUUGAAACUGAAGUGCUUGAGGCAGCGAGGCGGACAACUGUUGGUAUCCUGCUACUAACAGGUUUGUCUUUCAUUGUCUGUAACAACUGUUCUCGGAGGCUGACAGAAACAAAAACAAAGAGAAUUACCUCUGACUGUUCUGAAAGGAAAAGGGGGCCAGACUUUCAGUUUGAGGGCGUGGUGUAGUUCGAAAGAAGAGAAUUUAUUCCCCGAGUUGCCAGGAGCCAGGCAGAGAGGUCGCCUUUCUGGGGCCUGAUGCUCCUCAGUCGAUGCGUUUUCAGGGCGUGCUAGUGGUGGUUGUGGUGGUGAUUUCGUUAGCACAGAGCCCCGCCAGUACUCACAAGCUUCUACAGAGUGCCAUGGCUGUCAGACCCGCUCGGGUGAUAGUGUGGGCUUGUCAACACUGUUUCAGGUUUCUCUCCACCGCCUAAACCCCUUCCUUGGAGGACAAAGAGCAGAGACCAUCUUGUUCGGUAGUUGGCUAAUGGCCGUGUGCACCAGAACCAACAAGGUGAGGCAACUCAUGCAUCUGUAAUCCUGCGUCUGACUGAACUCCAGUUUUCUCCUCUCCCAAGUGGUGAAACAGGAAGCAACAUCCCAUCAGGAAGAACCAGAAGGUGCCAUCCAGUAGCUUUGCCUCACGUCACCCAUCGCCCUCAGUCAGAAAUCUAGACGUGCAACUUUAGAGGGUGGGUCUCUCUGAAAGAAUUUCAGAGCUUACACAGAGAUGAGGUGUGUUGCUCUCUGACGAGAACGAGGCUGACUGGAACGCUGGAAAUCUGGCUCUGACUGCUCUUCACAGGCAAGGGGCAUCUUUUGUGGACUGAAGUUUCUGGAAGGGAUGUUGUGAAAGGAAAGGCAAAACUUUUACAUAUAUCUCCACAUACCUAUACACAGAGUACUUGAAUUUCUUCGCAGAAAGCUAUCCUAUAUACUCAAGAAUGUUUCAGACGUUUAAAGAAUGGUUUUGGUUGGAAAGAUUCUGGCUUCCUCCAACAAUCAAGUGGUCAGAUCUUGAAGAUCACGAUGGACUCGUCUUUGUAAAACCCUCUCAUUUGUACAUGACAAUCCCAUAUGCUUUUGGCUUGCUGAUCAUUAGACAUUUCUUUGAAAAGUUUAUUGCUACGCCUCUAGCAAAAUCAUUUGGCAUUAAAGAGGAAGUUCGAAAGAAGAUUACACCAAAUACUGUCUUAGAGAACUUUUUCAAACAUUCCACAAGGCAACCAUCUCAAACUGAUAUUUACGGACUGGCAAAGAAGUGUAACUUGACAGAGCGCCAGGUGGAAAGAUGGUUUAGGAGUCGGCGGAAUCAAGAGAGGCCGUGCAGGAUGAAGAAAUUCCAGGAAGCUUGCUGGAGAUUUGCAUUUUACUUAAUGAUUACUGUUGCUGGAAUUGUCUUUCUUUACGAUAAACCUUGGGUAUAUGACCUGUGGGAGGUGUGGAAUGGCUAUCCCAGGCAGGCCUUGCUGCCGUCCCAGUACUGGUACUACAUUUUGGAGAUGAGCUUUUAUUGGUCUCUGAUAUUUAGCCUUGGCUCUGAUGUUAAGAGGAAGGAUUUUCUAGCUCAUGUCAUCCACCACCUGGCUGCUCUUAGUUUGAUGAGCUUCUCUUGGUGUGCUAAUUAUAUUCGCAGUGGGACCCUCGUGAUGAUUGUGCAUGAUGUGGCGGACAUUUGGCUGGAGUCUGCUAAGAUGUUUUCUUAUGCCGGAUGGAAGCAAACCUGUAACACCCUGUUUCUCAUCUUCUCUACCAUAUUUUUCAUCAGCCGCCUCAUUAUCUUUCCCUUCUGGAUUUUAUACUGCACAUUGAUUCUGCCUCUGCACUACCUGGAGCCUUUCUUCUCAUACAUCUUCCUCAACCUCCAGCUCCUGGUCCUACAAGCCCUUCACCUGUACUGGUGCUACUUCAUCCUAAAGAUGCUCAGAAGAUGUUUAUUCAUGAAGAACAUCCAGGAUGUGAGGAGUGAAGAUGAGGAUGAGGAUGAGUAUGAAGAAGAAGAGGAAGAGGAGGAGGAGAAGGAAGAAAUCACCAAAGGCAAAGAGAGAGACUGUUUGAAGAAUGGCCUCGGGGCCAACAGGGACCUUAUUCCCAACGGUCAACAUGGCCAUUAGCUUGAAGCCCACGUGGCUCCUGGGGCACAGUGUGCUCUGAGGGCUGCUGGAAGCCAGAGUUGCUUCCCCCCUCCAUCCCUGUGGCCUACAGGAGCUACAGGGACCCCCAAUUCUGCCCUCCCAUCUUUUUAACCACCAUGUUCCCCCCUUCCAAGAUGUAUUUAAAGAAAAUGUUGUUCACUUGUGUUGAAACGUUAAAUAUAGCAUCCCUAUGGAUUUUACUGCAGUUAGGACUCAGACUGGUCAAAGAUUUCAAAGAUUUCUCCAGAGAACCAUUUUAGUUCAGUUGUGUUCAUUCAUGUAUGUGAGCUUACUUGGUUGCAGGCCAUUCCCCUUGCCACCUUGUUCACCCUCAGGAUGGCCUGAGAAGUGCUAAGGUAACCCACUUUUUCAUGUGUGUUCAGCCACAGAAAGCAGCUCAUUUCUUCCCCAAAACAAUGAGUUUGAGGAGGCAACACGGAAGUGGCAGAAGUGAGUGGACCGGGCUUCCAGGGCUCACUGGCCACUUUCUGCCAUGGGCAGUUCUUUAAACCCUCCAAGCCUUGAUGCUUCAUCCUCUCCAGCAGGAAUACAUGAUAUUUGUCUUGCCUACCUCCCAGGGUUGGAGUAAGGAUAGAAUGAGAUAAUGGAAGUGAAAGUGUACUGUCCACUCUGAAGUGACAGGGACCUGACACUCAUUUCACUACAAUUCCAGCUCUAUUUGAGAGAGAAAAACCUUGUUAAACUUGGCACUGAAUGGGCCUGAACAAAAAGCACAAUCUUAAAAAAUUCUUUUUAAGUGGGUCUGGAGAUAUCCAGAAAUGGAAAUAUUCAGAAGGCUGUUUCCAUUUUAUCUGGUAACUGUAUGUUCGUUAGAUCCCCAAGGGUGAGUCUCAAAUUCCCCCCAGUUCUCUGCCCCAAGUCUCCUCCCCACCCUCGCCCUGCCUCUGGCCAAGGAGAGUGAGCCUGGGCCCCUUUCCUUCCUGUCUUUUGCUGGGCUCUCCCUUGCUUCCUUUCUAAGAGGCAAACUUGGCUACCACUGCCCUGAGCCCCUCAUUCAGGCCGACAGAACUGCCCAGUCAGCAGUGCAGUCCAUCUGGAGCCAGUCCAGGGGAGUCAGACCUAGGGCAGGCUGCUCACCGAGUUAUUAUUUUGCAGAAAGGCUGAACCUUUGGAGCAAGACGUGCAUGCGAGCUCCUGACCAAAGGGAAAUCUUGAAAACAGAAAGAGGUUGCAGCCUUUUUCCAUCUCUGCUGUCCAACCAAUCAGACUUCAUGAGAGUAAAACAGAACAAAGCAGAAGAUUAGAAAAUACCCCUGAGAAAUGUCCAAGGACAGGUGUUGGUCAAUGAUAGCUCCCAGGGUUUCCAACCCCUCUGGGAAGACAGAUUCAGCUAUGAGCCUUGUGGGUCAGUAGGGGGCUGGCGGGUCAGUAGCCCACUAGCUGGCAGCCCUCACAGGGGGUACAUCUGACCUCAGAGACUUCAGGGUCCUGCUGACUGAGGAGAGCAGAGCCUUGUCAGGGAAAAGCCUGAGCAGAAUAUGCAAACAUCCCCCUCCCCAAACUCACAGAUUCUUGGGCCACAUUUCCCACCUUUAUCCUCUCUGGCUCAGGGACCCAUAUUAUAAAGCCCCAGGGGACCCAGGGCUGUGGGAACUAGUAAAGACAUCCAUGUGGGCCCCACUGGAUGUGGCCUACAGCUUCUAGAAUGGGAAGGGCGCUGCGCCGCAAAGAUGUCUGUUUUUGUUUUU
Molecule: messenger RNA, 3954 nt
Organism: Mustela lutreola (European mink)
Lineage: Eukaryota; Metazoa; Chordata; Mammalia; Carnivora; Mustelidae
Gene: CERS3
Product: ceramide synthase 3
Exons: 12
Coding region: 1055-2224 (389 amino acids)
Biological process (GO): ceramide biosynthetic process
Cellular component (GO): membrane
Molecular function (GO): sphingosine N-acyltransferase activity; DNA binding
Source: RefSeq, a predicted model, not a curated record